AUGACACUAGGGUUUGAGAUCUAUAUUUCACAUUAUGUAGAAACUGGUGUGUUAGAGAAUCCAUUAACCUUGCUGUCUGGGAAAAAUAAAAAUCGUCCUAAUUGCACCUGCAGGAGAGACAGCAAAGAUUUAGCAGUACUCACAAGAACUUCAAGCACAUCUGACCCAAUCUUGACACUUCUGGACCUCUACAAGCUUCCACAGUUAACCUAUGGGUCUUUUGAUCCUCUCCUGAGUGACCAUGGACAGUUUGGUGCUGUCAAUCAGAUAGCUGCCAAGGACUCAGCUCUAGCCCUGGCCAUAGUCUCCUUGAUACUUCAAUUUGGCUGGACCUGGGUGGGACUGCUCAUAACCAAAGACAACUAUGGGAAAGUCUGGGUCAUGAAUUCACCCUAUGAUGACAUGACCCUUAGCAAAAGAUACUUCCUGCUAGACUCCUUCCACGCAACUCUCAUCUUCUCUCACCACCAUACAGACAUUUCUGGGUUCACCAAUUUUGACCCAAGAGAUAACUAUUCCAAGGACUCAGGAGAUAUUUCUCUUCCUAGCUGGGCACCAGAUGCAGAGCCAGAGGGCAGAACGGGCUCUGUAUUCCUCGAGGACAGUGGAGGACAUCCAGGAAACAAGAAGCCACAAAAACUGAAGAUCCAUUUAGACACCUGCCUGACGCUGCAGCAUCCUCUCCUGAUCACUUUCUCUGAAGAUGGAAGAUGCAUUUGGACAGAGAAAUCUGUGGCAUGCAGCAAGGGAGAUGUGGUCAUUGCUGGAUUUUACCCCCUCUAUUCUUGGGAAUUGGUCGGUCAAGGCUUGAAUGACCCUACCCUGCAGCAACAGAACAUUCAGAUCAACUUAAAGAAAUACCAAUUGCUUCUCACCCUGCUGCUGGCUGUGGAGGAGAUCAACAAGAAUCCCCAUCUGCUACCCAACAUGACUCUGGGGUUUGAGAUCUACACUGUGCAUUACUCAGGUACUGAUCUGUUAGAGGAUCCACUCACCUGGCUGUCUGGGAAGAAUAAAAACAUCCCUAAUUACACCUGCAGAAGAGACAGCAAAGCUAUAGCGGCACUCACAGGAAUCUCAAGCACAUUCUUCCCAAUAGGGACACUGCUGGACCUCUAUAAACUUCCACAGUUCACCUUUAGGUCUUUUGAUCCUCUCCUGAGUAACCAUGGAAAGUUUGGUACUGUCUAUCAGAUGGCUGCCAAGGACUCAGGUCUAGCCCUGGCCAUGGUCUCCUUGAUGCUUCAUUUCAGCUGGAACUGGGUGGGACUAUUCAUCACUGAAGACAACAAUGGUAUGUGGUUCCUCUCAGAAUUGAGAGAAGAGAUGAGCAAGAGUAGAGUCUGCUUUGCCUUUGAGAACAUGAUCACUUACAAUGUCCUUUCAGAUUACUCAAAUGAUCUAUCGAUGCAGCGCCAGCUAAUGGACUUAUCAACCAAUGUGAUUAUCAUUUAUGCGGACAGUAAAUUUCUACUAGGCUUCAUUCUUAAAUGUAGGCACUUUUUAAUUACAGGCAAAGUCUGGGUCCUGAACUCACCCUAUGAUGAUGUGACUAUUGCUAAAAGACAUUUUCUGAUUGACUCUUUCCAUGCACCUCUUAUCUUCUCUCACCAUCAUAGAAACACUGCUGGGUUCACCAAUUUUAUUCUGACAGAGACCUUCACCAAGAACUCAGCAAAUAACUCCCUUCUCAGGUCAUGGAUUCAGUCUGUUUAUAGCCUACUGAUUAAGUCUGACUGCAGAGACUUGGGGCACUGUUCAUACAAUGCCACACUGCAUUGGUUGCUGAGGCACAUUUUUGACAUGACCAUGUCAGAUGAGAGUUACAACAUCUACAAUGCUGUGUAUGCUGUGGCCCAUGCCCUCCACCAGAUGUGUCUUCAUUACAUGGAAGAGCCAAGAGUGCACAAUGGGCAACACAGGGCAUUUCUCUCUUCACAGCUGCAUCCCUUUUUGAAGAAUAUCCAAUUUACCAAUCCUGUUGGAGACCAAGUGGUUUUGAAUGAGGAAAGGAACUUGGAGGCAGAGUAUGACAUUAAGAGCUUUUGGAAUUUUCCAGAAGGUCUGGGACAAAAGGUGAAAGUUGGCAAGUUUUCUCCAUCUAGGCCACAUGAUCAACAACUGAUUUUGUUUGAAAAUCUGAUAGAGUGGCCCAUAGGAAUUACCAAGACUCCUCAGUCUGUGUGCAGUGAGAGCUGUGGUCCUGGAUUCAGGAAGGCCUCUCUGGAGGGAAAUGCUACCUGUUGCUUUGAUUGCACUCCUUGCCCAGAGAAUGAGAUUUCUAAUGUGACAGACAUGGAGCAGUGUGUCAGGUGUGCAGAUCAUCAGUUUGCCAACAUCCAGAGAAAUCACUGCCUGAUGAAAACUGAGGGCUUCCUGGCUUAUGAAGACCCCUUGGGUAUGGCUCUGGCUUGCACAGCUCUCUGCUGCUCUGCACUCACAGCUGCUGUUAUUGGGGUGUUUAUCAAGCACCAAGACACGCCUAUUGUCAAGGCCAAUAACUGGGCUCUCAGCUACAUCCUGCUCAUCUCCCUCAUCUGUAGCUUCCUCUGCACCUUACUCUUCCUUGGCCGUCCUCACACAACUGCCUGCAUCCUGCAGCACACCACAUUCGCAGUGGUCUUCACUGUGGCUGUCUCAACAGUCCUGGCCAAGACCAUCACUGUGGUUCUGGCCUUCACGCUCACUGCUCCAGGGAGAAGCACGAGGCAGAGGCUGCUCUUCUGGGUUCCUAACCUCCUCAUCCCCAUCUGCACUCUCAUCCAGGUGACCCUCUGUGGCCUCUGGCUGCGAAUCUCUCCUCCCUUUGUGGACAAAGAUGCACAAUCUGAACAUGGCUACAUCAUCAUCCUGUGCAACAUGGGCUCCCUCACUGCGUUCUACUGUGUCCUGGGAUACCUUGGCUCUCUGGCCCUGGCCAGCUUCACUGUGGCUUUUCUGGCCAGAAACCUGCCUGACACCUUCAAUGAGGCCAAGUUCCUGACCUUCAGCAUGCUGGUGUUCUGCAGUGUGUGGCUUACCUUCCUGCCUGUCUACCACAGCACCAAGGGGAAGGCCAUGGUGGCCGUAGAGGUCUUCUCCAUUUUGGCCUCCAGUGCAGGUCUCCUAGGCUGCAUCUUUGCCCCCAAGUGCUACAUCAUCCUCAUAAGACCUGAGAGAAAUUCUUUCUCCAGGUUCAGGGAGAGAUCACGUUCUGGAAGAAACAAACAUUAA
Molecule: messenger RNA, 3213 nt
Organism: Dipodomys spectabilis (banner-tailed kangaroo rat)
Lineage: Eukaryota; Metazoa; Chordata; Mammalia; Rodentia; Heteromyidae
Product: vomeronasal type-2 receptor 116-like
Exons: 10
Coding region: 1-3213 (1070 amino acids)
Biological process (GO): G protein-coupled receptor signaling pathway
Cellular component (GO): membrane
Molecular function (GO): G protein-coupled receptor activity
Source: RefSeq, a predicted model, not a curated record